CUCUAAUGAUGACAGAUAACACGGACAGUAGUAACGUCAUGUCGUCCUCCGAAAAAAAAGAAAAAAAAGGACUGCUUGAAACCCUGGGAAAGGAUAUAGAAAUUAUUAAGAAACGAUUACAAUCGAUAACGCAAGAAAAAGAAAGUUUUAAACGUAGAUGUACGGAACUUGAAAAAAAGAAUAGAGAACUUUCAUGUAAAAACGUGGAGUUGCAGAGACAGCUAGAUAGUUCCGUAAAAGAAAAUGAAUCACAAAAUUCCGAUGAUUAUCAGAAGCUAAAUUUGCUCACACGAGAAGUGAAAGAUAUAUUGGGUAUGAUGAACGCUGGCGAUGAUGAUCUGGGUGGCAACGAAAGAGAAGGUGGCUCGAACGCAACUGGAACUAGUGUUUCUAAAGAAAUAGUAGUGGAGGAUGAAAACUUUCCUAAUGAUGAAGGUCAAGAUUCGGACUAUACGGAUGAAUGCGUGGUUGUUCCGAUUGAUCAAAAAAAAAGUACGGAUAGCAAGCAUAAUCACUCCAAGUCUACUCCUGAUACUCCUGGACAAAAUACGCACGUUUAUUGCGAAUAUUGCAACAAAUACAUAACUUCAAAGGGAUAUAAAAACCAUCUCUAUACUCAAAUUCAUCUGUCAAAUGUGUCUGUACGUGAAAAGGAGGAAUAAAGGUACAAAUAAUUCUUUUUUUCUUUUAUAAAUAAAAUUCAUAUAUGUUACAUAUUAUAUAUAUAUAUGUCUCGUGUGACUUUUUGUAUUUACGUUAUAUGUGAAGCGUAUCUCUUGGAUAUCAUGUAAUGGAAUAAAUACUAAAUAUGCGAAAAUAAAGAAUUUAAAAGCGCCAUGUGCACACG
Molecule: messenger RNA, 847 nt
Organism: Rhizophagus irregularis DAOM 181602=DAOM 197198
Lineage: Eukaryota; Fungi; Glomeromycota; Glomeromycetes; Glomerales; Glomeraceae
Source: RefSeq, a predicted model, not a curated record